AUGGCGAUCCCUCUGGUAAUUGCACUUGUCGUCGUCUUCUCCUUCAUGGAAACCACCGUCGCUACAACGUAUAAUGUCAGAACAAUGGGAGCCAAAACCAACGGGAGAACAGACUCAACCAAAACAUUCAUGGCUGCAUGGUCUGGUGCAUGUGGCUCAUCCAAACCUGCAACCAUUUACGUCCCAAACGGAAGGUAUUUAGUUGGUGGGUUACGCUUCAGUGGUCCAUGCAAGAACAAAGCUAUCACCAUUCGUAUCGAUGGCACCCUUGUGGCUCCUUCCAAUUAUGUCGCUGAGUAUUGGCUUCGGUUUAAUGUAGUUGAAGGAGUAACAAUUCUCGGUGGCAUUCUUGAUGCUCAGGGUGCUGGUUUAUGGGCUUGUAAGGCUUCCCGAAGAAACUGCCCCUCCGGAGCAACGAGUUUAGCGAUCUUCAACUCUAAAAAUGUUGUGGUGAGUGGGUUGAGUUCAUUGAACAGCCAAAUGUUCCACAUCGUGGUGAACGGUUGCAAUAACGUGAAGGUGGUUGGGGUGAACGUGGUGGCGCCGUGGAACAGUCCAAAUACUGACGGCAUCCACGUGCAGUUGUCCACCGGAGUAUCAAUUUUGAACUCCAAAAUCAGCACCGGUGAUGACUGUGUCUCCAUUGGCCCUGGUACAACCAAUCUAUGGAUCGAAAAUGUCGCUUGUGGGCCAGGACAUGGCAUUAGCAUUGGAAGCUUAGGGAAGGACUUAAAAGAAGAAGGGGUGCAGAACGUGACAGUGAAGAGGGUUACUUUCAAAGAUACAGAUAACGGGCUGCGGAUCAAGGCAUGGGCGAGGCCGAGCAGUGGUUUCGUUAAUGGCGUUCUUUUCCAGAACGCCGUCAUGACCAACGUCGAGAACCCAAUUGUCAUCGACCAAAACUACUGCCCUGGAAGCAAAAACUGUCCUCGUCAGGUUUCGGGUGUGAAAAUAAGCAACGUGAAGUAUCAAGACGUGCAUGGGACAUCAGCGACGAAGGUUGCGGUGAAGUUUGAUUGCAGUAAGAAGAAUCCAUGUAGGGGAAUCACGAUUCAAGAUGUGAACCUGAGCUUCAAGAACCAGCUUCCGGCGUCUGCAUAUUGCGUUAAUGCAGCAGGAAGAGCUUCCGGCGUUGUUAAACCCACAAGCUGUUUGUAGAGUAAGGUUUGUUGCCUGAGCCCGUGGCCGGAGAAUUUUGUUUUAAUCGCCUGGCUUUGCACCGAUGUUUCAUUGUUUAGUGGUAGGGUUUGUUUCAGAGUGUUAUAAAUUGGGGUUUUGGUGUUGUAUGUAAAUGUUGAUUGAAGAUAUUCUCAAUCUUAUAUUCCUAUUGGUGCAACC
This is a messenger RNA of Lactuca saligna, 1338 nucleotides long. NCBI's taxonomy places the organism in Eukaryota, Viridiplantae, Streptophyta, Magnoliopsida, Asterales, Asteraceae. The record is from the annotation of a GenBank genome assembly.